AUGGCGCUGAAACCAACAAUCACCUUCGACAAAGAUGUCUUCUUCCCAGGCGAUGAAAUUACGGGAAAAAUCGAAAUGAAACUCACCAAGGAUUUGUCGGCGAGGAAGAUUGAGAUCAAAUUUAUCAAUGAGACGGUGACUGGGUGGACGUGAGUUGAUUUUCAGCUUGAAAAUGAAAAAAAUUCUGAAAAAAAAAUAAAUUUUUUUUCAAAAAAAAAAAGGGCGGGCAUAAAUAUGCACGCGCAUCUGCGCCCUACUGCAUUAUGUUUCUCUCCCCUCUCCUCGAAACACACACUCUCUAUUUUUUUUUCAAAACAAAAAAAAAAAGUUUUUUUCAUUUUUCAGAAGAGACGGAAAGCCUGUGUCAAGCGCUGCUUUACAAAAAGGCAACGAAGUUCAUCUCCAAGUAACCCACCAAGUUUGGACACCCGAAGACGAGAAGAACAUCCUGCCAGCUGGAGAAUAUGAGUGGAAUUUCAGUUUUGAACUUCCCAAGGACACUCAACCCACUUUUGAAUGUAGGUUUUUUAGAAAUGGGAUCUUUGAUUUAAAAAUAAGAAAAACACGUGAAAGAAGAGUUCACGCGUCAAAAUUUGAGGAAAAAAUCAAAAAUUUUAAAUUUUACAGCCAACUUCGGCUGCAUUCGCUACGUGGUUGGCAUCAACAUUGAUGUUCCCCACUUCCUCGACGAACACCGGGAAAAUGCAGUAACAGUGGCCACUCAACUCAACCUCAAUGAUAUUCCAAAUAUCACAGAUCCUGUGAAAUUCCAGGCUAAGGAAGAGAUGAUUUGCUGUGAUUGUAUCAAUUUCAUCAAGAAGGGCAAUGUUCAAUUUACGGUAAUUCAUUUUUUUCAUGGAUUUUUUUGUCAAAAGUUGCUGAAUUCAGUUCUGAAAAUGAGUUUAUUUUGUAAGUGGCAAAGUUUGUGAUUUUGUUAGAAUUAUCAAAAUAAUUAGAAAGUGGAAAAUAUUAGAAAAAAUUUGAAUUUUUCUAGUUUUGCGCCGAAAAAUGAGCGUGGCCGAACUUUGUUAAUUUGCAAAAACCUAGGCCACGCGCUCUUUUUUGGGCGAAAAUCGUGAAAAUAAUAAUUUUUCAAAUUUUCUGUCAAAAAAUAAGCGUGGCCUAGGUUUUUCAAAGUUAGGCCACUUGUUUUUUUUAUUGUUUUUUCAAUUUUUCCGUUGAAAAUCAAGCGUGGCCUAGGUUUUUCAAAGUUAGGCCACGCGCUCUUUUUUGCGCGAAAAUCGUGAAAAUAAAAAUUUUCGAAUUUUCUGUCAAAAAAUAAGCGUGGCCUAGGUUUUUUGAAAGUUAAGCCACUUGUUUUUUUGAAUGUUUUUUCAAAUUUUCUGUCAAAAAAUAAGCGUGGCCUAGGUUUUUCAAAGUUAGGCCACUUGUUUAUUUGAAUGAUUUUUUCAAAUUUUCUGUCAAAAAAUGAGCGUGGCCGAAUUUUCACCAAUUUUCAAAAACCUAGGCCAUGCGCUUAAUUAAUUUUUGUUUGCGGGAAAUUUGAAAAAUUCAAAAAUUUUCCGAAUGUGGCCUAGGUUUUUUGAAAGUUAGGCCACGUGGAUUUUUGCGCGAAAAUCGUGAAAAUAAUAGUUUUUCAAAUUUUCCAUCAAAAAAUAAGCGUGGCCUAGGUUUUUUUUCAAAGUUAGGCCACUUGUUUUUUGAAUGUUUUUUCAAAUUUUCUGUCAAAAAAUAAGCCUGGCCUAGGUUUUUUGAAAGUUAGGCCACUUGUUUUUCGAAUGUUUUUUCAAAUUUUCUGUCAAAAAAUAAGCGUGGCCUAGGUUUUUCAAAGUUAGGCCACUUGUUUUUUUGAAUGUUCUUCACCUCAAAAUCCACCAAAAAAAAUAUUUCCCAUUUCAGAUCCAAGUCCCAAAAUCCGGCUACGUGGCCGGUGAAACAAUCCACGUGCAAGGUCUCAUCGAAAACCAUCUCAAAGCAAAAAUCCGCGCAAUUCGAGGAGCUCUGGUCCGAAAAACCGUAACCAAAUCAGAUCCGAAGAAUGUCGAUAAAAACUAUCGAAAAAAUCCGAAUGUUGGAGGUUUUGAUGACUUGCACGACAAGUUGGAUCGUGUGCUCUUUGGAGCUGUUGAAGAGGUUUGACUCGAGAAAAUCAAUCAAUAAAUAAAUUAUUGAUUUUUUUUCUUAUAGGUUGUCGAUAUUCCAAUCGGUGCUGAUCACGAAUUCUCCUUCAACAUCGCAAUUCCAGCCAUCGCCCCAACAAUCCGCAACAAUUCCCACAUCCACGUGGAAUAUGCCGUGCAAAUCGCCGCCAUCGCCGAUUCAAUGUGCAUCGUUGAAUCGCUUGGCGAGGCGCCAAUCAUAAUUGGCACUGUGCCAAUUGGUGGGCGCGGCGAGUUAUCGUAUGUUCCGUCGGCGCGCGGAGAUUUGGACACGCAAUGCGCUGCGGAUGCUAUUCAACGCUUUGGCGACAAAUUUGUACCGAAAUAUCCGAUUUUCAAGAAUUUGUGA
Molecule: messenger RNA, 2469 nt
Organism: Caenorhabditis angaria
Lineage: Eukaryota; Metazoa; Nematoda; Chromadorea; Rhabditida; Rhabditidae
Source: the annotation of a GenBank genome assembly